CAAAUAUUCUCUCAUCUCGACAAAUUCAUCGGCAUGUUUCCACAACAUUAUCCAAGAUCCAAGGACAUCUAAAAUUUACAAUAUGGCAGUCAAAAUUCCAACAUUCAAAAAAUUUAUAACAGCCUCCACAAUAUAAAUCUCGCCCAACAGUGACUUGACCAACAUCGACACUUGGACAACCUGUCAUGCCACCGGAUUCUUAUCCAAUUCCAAAACCAUGCGGAUCAAUGAAUUUACAGCUGUGACGACAAGUCAAGUCGUAUUGGUUCCUUACUCUAUGCACCAUGUACCGAAAUACCAUGAAUGGAUGAAAGAUGCUGAAAUCCAAGUCCUGACUGCAUCGGAACCACUAUCUCUCGAUGAAGAAUACGCUAUGCAACAAACAUGGCGCACUGAUGGGGAUAAAUUGACAUUUAUCGUCUGUCGACGUCUGUCUGACUAUCGGUCUUCAGUCACUACCGAUCUCGACGUCAACACACGCCCUGAUGACUCGGUCAUCGGCACGGGUCCGCUCGUCAUGGUCGGUGAUGUCAAUAUGUUCGUUUCAGUGGAUGAUCAGGAUGAUGAUGAUGAGGGUGAUGAUCCUACGCAAGAGUUGGGUUUGGUCGCGGAACUCGAAGUCAUGAUCGCUGAAAAGGCUCAACGAGGAAAAGGACUAGGCAAGGCGUCGGUCCGCGCGUUUCUUACUUAUGUUCUACAGCAUCAAGAGCCGAUUGUGACCGAGUUCUUCAAGCAUCAUCAGGCUGGCGGUGGACGAGAAGACCUCGAGGGAGUUACAUCGACCACGACAAAGCCUAAAACGAUUGAUUUCUUCGCCGUCAAAAUCGGCCAGGCCAACUAUAAGAGUAUCGGCCUGUUCGAAGCUCUGGGAUUCACCAAGGUUGCUCCGACGGUCAAUUACUUUGGAGAGUGGGAGUUGCGGUGUUCGAGUCACGAUCUGGCGCGGGUUGUACUACAUAGGGAUGUUGAUCCUGUUUACACGGAGGUCGAGUAUAUUGCUCCCUCUGGCGAUGCUCCGAUCUUGAGAAAUUGAUCCUGU
Exophiala mesophila is the source of this 1039-nucleotide messenger RNA. RefSeq lists its product as uncharacterized. Bases 218 to 1033 code for a protein of 271 amino acids. The record is from RefSeq and is a predicted model, not a curated record. The transcript has 3 exons. Gene Ontology annotation, molecular function: N-acetyltransferase activity. NCBI's taxonomy places the organism in Eukaryota, Fungi, Ascomycota, Eurotiomycetes, Chaetothyriales, Herpotrichiellaceae. Gene Ontology annotation, biological process: protein acetylation.